Paramecium octaurelia is the source of this 1698-nucleotide messenger RNA. The record is from the annotation of a GenBank genome assembly. NCBI's taxonomy places the organism in Eukaryota, Ciliophora, Oligohymenophorea, Peniculida, Parameciidae.
AUGAAAAAAUAUAAAAAACUACUUAAACCCUUUCGAUCCCUUGAUCUCUUCAAUAAGCCAGUUUCCCUACUAAUCAAAGACUAAGAGCGCCAUAAAACGUAUUGUGGUGCCUUUCUCACUCUAAUUAUAAUAACUAUGAUGAGUGUCCUUUUAUGCAUGAACUUCAUCAAUUUAGAUAAAAAUCCUCGUUCUUAUCAAUAUUAGAUCUACCAUCAAGUCUUAAACUCCACUCAAUUUAUGAAUUUUACAAUCCUCAUAAAUGGAUUAGAUGAACAAAACUUGAAUGUCAGUACUUAGGAUGGGCCACUUUCUUUCACUCAGAAUCUUUAUCAAUAUUCAAAAUAGGUCAGUCUAUAUGAAUCAGAUCAAAGUGUGUAGUAUGUUAUCGUUGAGAUAUCUCUGAAGAAUGCCACUCAAGUACCUAAAUAAGAGGAAAGUCUUGAAUUUUAGUUGUAAAUACCAACUUUUUAUUAUGAUUUAAAAGAUGUCAAAGAUCCUGUAAAAUCUAGAAUAGAGAAAAUAGAAACAACACUAAGUCGAAACAUUUAUAAAAGAAUUGAUAUUUUCAUGAGUCCAUUUACUGUAAUUUCAGAUGAUGGAAUGGUAUUUAAAGAUGAGACUUAAAAGAGUGUAUUAGCAUAUUAGUACCAUUAAGAAACGUAUGAUGUUAGUAAUGGCUAAAAACUGCUUCAGUUUAGAAUAAGACUCAAUAAGACAGAGUUUGUUAAUUAUCGAUCCUAUCCUAAACUAUAGUAGAUUCUGGGAGAGGCUGGUGGGUUAUGGAACGUUAUUUUCACAUUAGCCAUGUUCUUUUAAUUACCAUUUAGUAAUUUAUCAUAUAGAUUGCAAAUUGUUAACUCUCUCUUUAAUUUCUCAAAUGAUGAUGAUGCAACCACUGAAAAUGAUAAGAUUUAGAUUGUUAACGAGAAAAUGAAUGAAAAAGCCACAAGUCCAUAACAACAAUUAGAUAAGAAAAUUCCAUUAUGUUAGAGUGAAGUGAAUAUUCCAAUUGUUCCAAUAUUGAAGAAGCAGAAAUCCUGGAGUCAGCUCAAUUAAUUGAAUAUUAAGAAACGAUUAUAUAGUAUACAAAGGAAGAGUCAAAUGAUCACAGAGGCUGACACUGACAAUCAGAAGGCACAUAUAACAAAUGAAAUCUCAGCAUCCAUCAAACGAUUUUUCAGAGUUGUGACCAAGAAACUGAAUCUAAAUGUCUUUGAAUACGUAACCUUUCAAUUUCCAAAAAGGGGAAACAAAAAUAACAUAAAGCAUUCAUAAUUUCAAUUUGCUGUUAAUCGGAUUUAAAAAUCACUUGACAUUUUGUAUAUUAUCAAUAAAUUACACGAAAUUGAUAAAUUGAAAUUCAUACUACUCAAUAAAGCCUAAAUUUAAAUGUUUGAUUAUUUACCAAAACCCUUUAUAGGGGCAGACCCAUAGGAUAUUUCGGAAGAUAAUUUCUGCUCACUUUUGAAACCUGCCAAGACUCCAUAUCAAAAGGCAUUAGAGGCCUAACAGGCAUUUAAAGAGAUUAUAACCAAUUAUUAGGAUCCCAUUAAUCAGAAAUUAAUAAACAGCAUGGACGAACCUAUAAUAGACUUAAUGAAACUAUAAUUGAAUCAAGACAUUCAGAUAUUAGACACAUCAGUGAUUAAUUAGUUAGUGCAGAGUGCAGAAUAUAGGUUAGAUACAGCAAGAUAAUGA